AUGCAACACGACGAAGUAAGUUUGAUUCAAACUACACGUGCUAGUUGCCAGCUGGUGUGUCUGUCUGUGCGUGGUUAAGCUUGAUUAAUCCAAAAAAAAAGUUUUCCAGUGCAACUAACACCAUCUUUUUGACCCCAGGUAAUAUGGCAAGUAAUAAAUCAAGGUUUCUGUUCAUUCAAAGUAAAGUAAGUAACAUCACAUCCUACUUUUUUUCUAGUUAUCCAAGUUUAGACAACAACGGGCUGUGCACUGAGAAAAAAAGAGCAACUUCUAUUUACUCAUCCCUGGCUAAGCUAAGCAUACCAGAGUUUUAGCAACUUUUGAAGUAAAUUAACCAUUUUACAGUUGUGAGCUUAGUAUCCGAGGUUGACUUUGUUUUGAUACAAACCUUUAUCCUUUUCUUAUGGAAAUUAUGCUUUAAAAUUACCAGGUAGCAUAUAAAAGAUACGUGAUUUUUAUAUUUGAAUGAAUUCAUGGUUUUGUUUCAGAACAGCCACUCAGACUUUUUGUCGUAAUGAAUACAAUGUAACUGGUCUGUGCAGCAGACAGUCCUGUCCUCUUGCAAACAGCAGAUAUGCUACAGUUAGAGAAAAGGAUGGUAAGACUUUUGAACUUCCUUCCUUCCUGUUAGAGUGGAACCUGAUUAAUAUGGACACCAAGAGGACAUGCCUGUAUUAAGCAGGCUCUCAAAAAAAAUGUCUUGGACACUUGUUUUAUUUAUAUAAAGACAAAAGCAGACAUUUUAAUGAGCAAAAUUUGUUUAAUUUCUUAACUGUUUCCGUAACAAGUGCAUCAUUAAGAAACCCAACAAUCUUUUAUCAUAGUAUUGGACUAAAAUAUUUAUUACCAUUUGAGUCAAGUCAGUGUUCUAAAAGCAUGACAAUGUAAUGGUAAUCAGUUUUCUUACUCUUACUUUGUACUGAUGGUUUAGUUGGCAACUUAGCCAGGUAGACUUAAUACUGGACAGAACCUGUCAAAGGCUGUUUGCCAUUUCUGGUAGGUUUUUACUUGUAAGAUAUUUAGUCCAGACAAAUUGAAACUGUCCAUUUUAUGCAGGUUUCCAUUUAAGUGGGUGUCUAUAGAGCGGGUCCUACUCUAUUAUUACAUGUACCUCAGGCUACCUCUGAUUUGAAAAUCCGUAUUAAUAAAUACCCUCCGCCCCUUGGCCUAUUGAAGGAAACUUCAUUUUCAUUAAAUUAAUGAAGACCAUCUUUUCAGAGAAUUUCAAAAUGACAUUUGGUAACUUUUAAAUACCUUUCUCACAGUCAAGUGAGCAUUCCAGAAAUUAAUGGUUAUUAGGAAAAGUAUGAGUCACAGUGACUUUCCAAAGUGUUCCUUGCUGCAGGGUGAUCAAGAAAUAUCUUGAAUUCAUAAUUCAAAAGAUAAAAAGAUGAAAAGAAAAACUUGCCUUGUUUUAUUUCUGUUUUAGGUGUAUGUUACCUGUACAUGAAGACUAUAGAAAGAGCACACUCACCAGCCAAGAUGUGGGAAAAAAUAAAACUCUCAAAAAACUAUGAGAAAGCCCUAGAACAAAUUGACAAGAACCUUAUAUACUGGCCAAACUUUAUUAUACAUAAAUGUAAACAAAGAUAUACAAAGAUUGUUCAGGUGAGAAAGAUAGUUUUUUUCUCUCUGUUGGAAAAAUGAUAAUACCCAUCCAUCAAUAUACAAGCAGUGACAGUAUUUACACUGUAAUAAGACUGCUAGCCAUACUUAGUCCAGUAAUCAGGCAGGCAAUGUAUCCUAUUCAGAAGCUUCAAAAGACUGAAGGGUGCAAACAACCUAAGAGAUGACAAGGGUGUGGUAGGAGGGACUUCAUUGGAAUUUUCUGGUUCAAGUUACACGACUGUUUUGCAUUUUUCUCUGGGCCUGGUUGUUCAAAGCUGGGUUAAGAUAACCCAGGGUUAGUGUGAAAUUUGAGUUCAGAUAUGAAAGCUUAAAAAGGAAAUUCAGUUUUAUUCUUUUUGUCAACAAGUUGAUGAUUGGAUGCUCUAAAAAGAAGAGAGAAAAUUAUGUGGGAAAAUGCUUUUGAGCAAAAGAGAAAGAAACCUGGGUUAAAAUUUAACCCUGGAUUAGCGCUAAUAGGCCUUUGAACAACUGGGCCCUGGUCUUUUUUAUGGAAUUGCACUUUUUUGGGUAUGGUUUGAUCUCUCCCACCUGCACAAGGUAGCCGUCCAAAAGAGCUUGUAUACAAGGCACAAAAUACAAUCACAAUUCUUGGUUUGCGACCACGUGACAAGGUGGCAAUGUUGGGCAUCAAAACAGUAGAAGUUUUUCUCAAAGAAAUUACAUGAAAAUAGAGUUUAGUUCCCAAAGGAGAGAAAUGCUUUUGUUCUUGACCACCAACAUGGCCGCGGUGAUGUCACGAGCAAACCAACUAUUCUUCCAUUCAGAAUUGGCUAUGACUUUCAGAACUGAUCACAUCACAAGUGAUGCAAGGUACUGGUUGGUUCAGUUUGGGUGGUUGAGGUGUGAAUUAUCAUGUUUCUAUAUGUGUAUGGGCAGAAGGUGAAAGUUAAAGGCAUCCCUCAGCAUUAUGUUGCUGGUAUCCAUACAUCUGGCCCCAGCUGUUCAAAUGGUAAAUAGUGCUAUCCACUGGGCAAAUCUCUGUUGGUAGGCAUAAACGGUGGUUUGUCUGCCCUCAAAAGUUUACUUUUUGUUAUUCUCAUCUUUUUGCAGUACUUAAUAAGGAUGCGGAAACUUAGACUCAAAACAAGGUAGGCAAAAGAGGAAGUUUGUUCAGAAUGUUAAGUUUUAGAUUUGAACCUCUGCUUAAGUUGGUAACCCAACUUCCAUCCAACUGGAAAUACAGUGUAUGGCAUUGUAAAUGAUAGGAAUUUUCUUUUAAACCACAGUAGAAGAUGGCAUGUAUAUUUUAUUGACGUUAGUAACCAUUUUAGUUGAACAAACCAGACACAUUGUCACAGAUACAUCGUAUAUGUAUUUUUUUAGGCAUGCAAAUCUUUAGCUACGAAAGGAUAAUCUUUGGAAUUUUUGCUCUUUGUGGUCACUGUGUCCAACUCUAGGUAGGACUUCUGCGGAGAUAGGCAAAAUAAUUUUAGUGUUACAUUGUCAGAUGACUCACUGUAAUUUUCAGCUCUGAAACAGGUGCCCAGAAAGUGUACUCCCAAAGUAGUAGAGCACUAAUAGCUUUGGUUCCUGCUUUGUUUCUGUAGUAAAAAACUUGUCACCAUAAACAAGAAAGUGGAAAGAAGAGAAAAAACAAGAGAGGUAAUCAUCAUAAAAAUAUUUUACUUAGCAGUAGUAAUAAGAGGUAGAGGAAAGGUUGCCUGAUUUAUGAACACAACUUGCUUUUAUGGACUAAAAUGCAUGCAUGUGGCAAGGACAUCAUUCACUCCUGGAAAAUCUUUGAAAGAGCGGGGAUAAUAAAUAAUUAUUGGAGUUCACAUGCUUAUCUAUUGAAUAAAUAAAUUCACAGCAAAACUUCUCGAUUCUUGGUGCAUAAUUGUUACCUCCCAACCAGUCAUGCUGAAUUAGGUGACACUUCCUGUGUAAAUAUUUGCUUCAUCAAAAAUUUAUAAAUCCAAGUAAUCCAUGCUUUUUUUGUUUUAUUUCUCGUAACAGAAAAAGGCUUUGGUAGCUGCACAGCUUGAAAAUGCCAUUGAGAAAGAGUUACUUGAAAGACUCCAGAAAGGAACUGUAAGAAUACCUUGUUUUAAAUAUACUAAACUAGGCCAAGUUGUUUGAAGCCUGGUUAUCAGUAAUAGAGUAAUAUUUUAUUGAGCUGUCAACUUGGCCAUUGUCCUUUGAAAGCUUCCCUGGAAUGCCUGUACAUCGCUUUCACAUGAUGUCACGACAGCCAUUUUGGUGUACAAAACAAUGAAACAGUGGCCAUGAUGGUGUACGAAAAAAUUCCUGUUGGACUGAACUCUUUUCAUGUGUAAACUUUUUUGUUUCAAGAAAUUUGCACAGCUGCUGAACAUAUGAAUGAAAGGGAUCUAUAAAUUUACACUAUGUUGACCCUAACUUAAUCUCAGUUGGGGCGAAAUUUUACAUGAGUCUCCAAGCGUUAGGCUGUAGGUGGUUUCCUUCAAUCUUAGGCCAGACCAGUCCAAUUGUAACAGGAGUUCCACUAUUAAUCAGGACUAUCCAGCCAGAUCAGUUUACAGUGGAACUUCUCCUUUGGUACACUUCUAUUCAAGAGACACCUCCAAUCAGGGUAAAGGGACACUUUUUCUGGGUCCCAAAAACUGGGUUUUUAUCUCCAUUCAGCGACACCUUAGCAUUCAAAAAGUGAAAAAGGGUUGAUAUCUUUAAGUGUACACUAAUCACAAUUCUGGAAGCUUUCACAAACUGAACUAUCUCACUCAUAUAAUGGUACUGCACUUGUGUGAAUUCAACAAAUAAUGCUGCAGAUUUCAAUGUGUCUUUGCUGGUUAAUUAUUAACAAACCCCAAGCUCUAUUCAUGAUCAGGAGACACUUCUCUUCAAGGGACACUUGCCUUGGUCUAAUGGGUAUAUUAGAGGUUCCACUGUAUUUGUAAAAUGGUAUAUGUGGAUGUGAGGGGUUUUAGUAAAAAAUUUGAGAAAAGACUAAUAUUUCAUUUUCAAAAUAACUGGUCAAGCCGGUCAGUUCUGACUUUUGGAAAGCACUCUCAGACUGAUCCAAAUUUUAUUUGUUUAUUUGUUGAUAGUAUGGAGAUAUUUACAACAUUCCUAGCAGUGCUUUUGAAAAUGUUCUGGAUAAAGAAGAAAUUGAAGAGGAGGAGGAAGAGGAAGAAGAGGAGGUAAAUGUAUGAUACAAUAUUUGAACUGAAUUUCCCUGUUCCAUAGAUAAUUAAACGGUUUCAUUCAACCCAUCACCUUUCUGUGAGUUUUUAUAAAAUUCUUGGUAUGUAUUUGAACAUGUUUAUUUUUCCUUUCUUGAUAACAGGAAGAAGAGCCUGAAUUUGUGGCUGAGGAUGAAGUUGAUGUGAGUGAUCUCAGUGACAUUGAGGUAAGGUGGAAGAGUGAAGCAAAGGGUGCUGUUUUCAUAACUCUCACUGACUCCUAAGCUAUGUAUUCAGGACUGCCAGCUAUCAGUCCUGCUCCUGACGGGGGGAGGAGGGGAGCAUGACGGAAAUAUAUGGGGAGCAGUUAGAAGAAAGUGUAUGUAACUGUUAAUGUUAGGUAUAAAGGUUACUUUCUUGCGUGCAUUACAGUCAAGGUGGCUCUUACAACCAUAAAUGCCUACAAUUUUCUAGGACCUGCAAGCUGAUGAACUUGAACAAGAAUCAGAAAGUGAGGCAGAAGAAGAACAAGAACAGGAGAAACCCUUUCAGAGAAGAAAAGGAAGGAAAGCGAAAGUGGAAAUAGAAUACGAACAGGAAACAGAACCAAAAAGAGCCAAAAUUAAGGUGUAA
This is a messenger RNA of Porites evermanni, 5363 nucleotides long. Lineage: Eukaryota; Metazoa; Cnidaria; Anthozoa; Scleractinia; Poritidae. The record is from the annotation of a GenBank genome assembly.